Molecule: messenger RNA, 549 nt
Organism: Protopolystoma xenopodis
Lineage: Eukaryota; Metazoa; Platyhelminthes; Monogenea; Polystomatidea; Polystomatidae
Source: the annotation of a GenBank genome assembly
AACGAACUCUACACCAGUCCGCAGUUGGUGAUGACUCUACGCCUAAACGACACAAAUGGUGACGAUGAGUCACAAUGGAGCAGUCGAAUGACGAUUAUGUCCGAAGACGGGUGGAGGAGGAAGCAGGAGCUGCUGCAGGCGCUCAGGCAACAGCGAAUCUUCUUGCGUCCAGCUCAGGCACUGCCUGAGGUCUCCACUUACGAGGACUAUGAGAGCUGGACGAUAGCGACCAAACCAUUCAGACCUCUCAACUUAUUCGGGCACGAGGCGAAUCUACUGAUGCAUCGGGAUCUGGGUAGUUUUGACGAAACUUAUUUCGAUGUCGAGUGGCGUUCGGCAAACAGUCUGCUUCAUUUUGUUCUACUUCCUCGCACUCAACUGUACAUGGCACCCAACCUCUUCGUUAUCUACGCAUCAAAGCUGCCGAUUGGCUCGAAAUGGGCUUUGGCUACCGAGCGAGUUCGCCGACAAAAGCUCUACAGCGGGCUUUCACGAGGCAGCAUUUCGUGUUUUGGGUUGCGAAUAUGCAGCUUUAAGAAACCAGACUAG